ACCGGACGAAGACCAAGGAAUACGCCCACCCCUACCGCCCUCGCUGGUGAUAUCUUCUGUACGCACAUGAACUUACACACGUGCGUCUCUCCUGCCGAUCAAUAAGGGUCGCGCGCCGGUUCGAAUAAUCCAGGCGUUGAUGAUGGCCUACCAGUGUCUACGCCAGACGCAGCCCCCAUGCGUACGCCUUCGAUACGCUGCAGACACCCCCUGAACGAAUUCUGCCAUAUCAUGUUUAAUAUUUGAACAUACUUCUAUUCCAAAUUAUGCGGAUAACAUUUAUUUAUUAUCGGCCCGUUAUGCAGUAUACUCGUGCCAUACAGUCUUAUAUUAUCUAUAUGUAUGCUGGUGCUGUAACCAUAGUAUAUCUAUGCUGUAACGAAAAAACUAAACUCACAUCAUCCAUGAACAUAAUUAACCAUCCGCAAUGUGCACAUGCGCUUUUCCACACGGACGCCGCAAAUUGUGUCCCCAAUUAUUGGAGUCCACUACGUGCGGCACAAGAUAUACACGCGAUAUAGACUUCAGGUAUAAAUGUAGAUUCGAAUUGAUAUGAUGUAUGUACGUUGGUUUCGCACGUGUCCGUAUCGCUGCUUCAAUCAUGCGAUAUAAUAUUUCUAAUGUGUACAAUUCGCGGGAUGACGAUUGAAAUAUAAUUAUACGCACUACUCGUACAAAACAUUCAGCUGGUUGUAAAUUAUCAUACAUAUCUGUGUAUACGGAAACGCAAAAAUGGCUUGUAUAGAUGUGAACUGUGCUAGUCAAAUUCAUUUCAGCCAAAAAUAGACGGCAUAUAUGCGGAUCGUCGACAAACUCUACGAAUGGAGUAGUAGAUAAACUGUUACCUUGCAGAGUCUCAUCACGUUCAUUUCAACUAUGAUACGGAUCUGCCUAAUACAGGCACAUGAACUCUUGCACACGAAAGUCUGUACUCUUGCAUGUGCGGUUGCCGAUCCCGACGCCGAAGUCUGCGUACACCUCUAUGAGAUUCGUCAAGGAGGCCCCAAGUUUGAAUUAUCACUGGCGGGAAAACUCACUAUCACCAGUCGGAUGCUUCACCAAUCAAAAAAAAGAAUCGUUCGCCGCUUGGUGCGCUUUUGGGAAUCGCAAAAAAGGCGCGAAUUCUCUGCGUCGUUUAUUCAAAUAUCCACCCACGGCCAUACGUAUCCGUUGAAACCUCAAACGAACGUCCACAGAAGCCGUUCAAUCCAAAGUAUUGCCAUGCUUGUUAUCGGUAGUCAUUUAAUGUUUGUGGUCACGGAAAUCCCAGAUACAAACGUAUUACUAUCAUCUUCGAAUCAAAUAUUAUCUUUCUGCGUACGGCUAUCCAUCACAGAUUUCGUUAUGAGCCACAAUUUCAACGCAAACACGGUCAUCGAUGGUAAAGUUACAGUACCACUCGAUCCAUCCGGUCUUCUAGGCCGGGAUAUCUUCAAAAAAUAUAUCAUCGAGAAACAAAAAGCGUUCAAUGAAAUACAUAAACUAUUGGAAUGUGAGGUGGAGGAGGAACGCAAUGACGAAAUGGUACAGUUUGAAGCCGAUCCAUUCAUAGACAACCAAUUCUGCAUGACACAGAGUAAAAAAAAGCAAACCGUGAAACCAUUCAAGGGUCUUGCUGCAGCUAUUGCCUUGCAAGAGCAAAUGGGAUUUCAAAUAAGCUAUCGCCCUUAUAAUAUGAAUAUAAAUGACGAAGGUGGGACCGAUUCCCUAGAAGAUGCAAAUCAGGAGUUAUUGGGGAUCUUACAGAAUCACUCGUUAAAUGAGCCAAAGAACAGUCAGGCUGAGUCGAAAGAGUUGAACACGAUGGAGCUUGAAUCCUUACUGAAAGAAGCUUAUGAGGCCUAUCAUCUUGAGCAUUGGGGUCCAGCUUCAAUGAAAUACAAAACUGCAUGGAAGAUAAUUACAGAUGCCACUUUCGAGUCACAAGUAAAGCAUAUCGACAAAGAUGUAGUUUGCUACAUGUUAUGUAUUACACUGCUCGAAACAGAGGAACCGACUAAUCUAUCUACGUCUAUGGAAUUGUUGUUGAAUUUGGAGCCACUGGGACAUCUGUUUCCAGCCAUCUACUAUGCUUUAAGUAAGGCUCACCACAAAUAUUACAGGUUUGCAUUGGCGCUUAAAGCUGUUGAACGAGGCUUUGCAGCUCUUGACUCCGGUAUCGAGUUAACCGAGCACACCAUUCCAGGAUCCACUGUUGUACUACCAGAGUCAACUAGAGUCAACCUCUCGGCUUCCCUUGCUGCCAUGUAUGACGAAUGCUCAAGGUGGCAUCCUCCAGAUGCAAUUUGUUCUAUGAAUGAGUGCGUACCUGCCACUCGAUGGUAUGGUCCGAAUCAGGAUAUAUACUUUAGCGAUCCUACCUUCAAUGGAAUGGUCAUUGUGACUUGUAGCAACACAAGACAUCCUUGUACCAUGAAGUUUCAUCAAGCCUGUUGGAAAGUAAAAAAGGACCAACUAUCAGCUGUAACCAAACUACCUGACAAGGACAUUAUCGGCUAUGAAUGCUUUACACCAAGCUGCGAGACUGAUCAAAAUAGCCCUAGCCUAAUAAUCAAAGUGGAAAUUUAUGGUGACGAUGGGAAAUUGAAAACACAGAUAGUAGCUCCAGCAAAUCCCGUACCUCGGGCAAAGCAGCGCCUGCAGCUAAAAGGUGCCAUACCAAAACAGCCGGUCAAGGCCAAGCGUCUCCCCGAAAAAAUGCGGUGUCCUAUCCCUACCGCCGUUCCUCGAUCUAGCAGCAAAGAAUACCCAGCUGAAGAUUGCACUGAGAAGGUAUGGCGACUAAGAAAAUUAGCCAAACUGAGGCAAAAUAAUUUUGGAAUAAUGUCGAUCAAUGAGUGGAGACCAGAUGUAGAAAUGUAUGGAAACCCUCGCAUGAUGGAGAUUGGAUUCAUGCUGGAAGCUCCUUUUUAUGACAAAGACUGUCAUAAACAACUGGAAAUCAAUACUUCCAUAUUCACGUACUUUUACGAGUUCAUCAAAGAAAACGGCUGUGUCACAAGAAAUGAAAUCUCUUCAAAAUGGGAAGAAGAUAAAAUUUUAUUCAAUAAUUAUCAUACGGAUUUGGACGAUGAAACAGAUAUUUGUGAAUUCCUGCUACAAUCAUACCAGUUUGCGUCUGUCGGACCUUACAUUGGCAUAGCUGAAGUUUUGCCAGAAUUAUAUAGACUAGUUAAGAGCGAGGUCUGUGGUUGUCUCAAAUUUUUACUAGCAGGCCCCGCUAAUAGGCAAACAGUACCAUUCAACGAUGAUAUUUUCAACUCUAUAAUCCGUGAUUAUGACGAAGAGCAAAUUAAAACUGGGGUAGUACAAAGCAGCAAAGAACCAAAGAUGAUCGAAAAUAUAAAUUCAGUGCCUGUAACCCCGCCAAUAUUAUCCGUUUCUGAUUCACUGAGACCUCAAGAUAUCAAGAUUAGAACCACCUUGUUGGAACCAAAGCAAUCACGCCCUGUUGGAACUGGUUCAAAUCAUUCUCAAGAGAUGCAACGGAAUGGAAAAUCUGAGAUCGUUAAAUCCGGACUUGGUAUCGAAAGUAAACGUAGCGAGACAACCCUGAAAACUACGUUGAAUUUACCCCAAGAAACUCCACCUGAGAUGGACCCAUUCGCGAAAGAGAAUAUGACUACACAUAUCAAUGACCAGCAUCAAGAAUUAGGGCCAAUCAAUCGCCAGAAAAAUAUAUCGAACGAAGACUCUGGUAUUGAGAAAUCACUUGUUGAACUUCAAGUGGCCAGCACUGAUAUCAUUUCAGAAUUUAGAGCUGUGAAACCUGUAGAAAAUAAUAUCCAUGCAAAAAGCGCAAGCAUCGCAUCACUGGAUGAAUCAAACGUCGAAAAAAUUGAAACCGAUCUAGAAAAAGCUUUAGCACUCAUGAAGUCUGCCUUAGAUCAAUUGAAAGUGAGAUCUGAAAAUCAUGCAAAGUCGCUGCAACAAGAAUUUGACAAAUAUAAACUACUAUCCGAACAGAGGCUCAGCGAACUUUUGAAAGAUUCAAACCGCCUAGAAGCUCUGUGUGCCAAAUAUGAGACAGAGAAAUCAAACCUUAUGUGUGAACUCAAUAAACUUCAACUUGAUUCGUCUUUUGCGAGUGAGGAAAAUGUAGCUUUAAAAUUGCGUAAUACUGAAGUUAUGCACCAUCACAGUAAACUAACAGAAGCGAAGAAGAAAGUAGAACAUGACUUUGACGUGUUAUUGAGAGAGAAUGCUUUGAUUAAAGAAAACCUAGAGAUGCUUCGAAGAGACAAGGAGGAGAUGGAGAAAAAAUUGGAUAAGUAUCGUAUUCGUUUGAAGGAAAAGAUUGAUGCAGAAAUAAAGACUUCACUGGAAAAGGAACAAAAGAGAUUAGAGGAAGCCAAGUUGAGUGAAAGGAAGUCACAGCUUCAAUCUUUGAACCAAGAAUUCUGGCGUGCUAGCUUGACAUUUGAGAAAGCAGUCGAAAAAUGUCAUGAUAAUCUGCAUAUGCUAAACGUGGUUGGGAAAAUAGUCACGUCCUUAACAGGCGAACAAUUUACGUUAGUAGACGCUCGAGUGGCAUGGCAAAGAUGUGAGCACCAUUUGCGCUUAACCGCCACAAAAUAUAAAGAUGAUUACACAAAACUCAAAACAUUGCUUGAAUCUAAUCAGCAAAUUGAGAAUUUGGAACACAUUAAACUACCAUCCUUGAAUAUAGUAUUUCCAAAACCACUCACCUUUUCAGAAGAUUUCUGCGAGGGGCAGGCUAAAUUCUUUUUACAUCCAACAAAUGUCCCACCAAAUCUACGGUCUAUGCAAGAAGCGCUCUCUGCAAACUCCUGCAGCAACCACAUGCCUGCAAACCCUUAUUACGGGAAUACAUACUUUAAUUCUAGCGUAAACAGCUUGCACAGUAUACCUUACCAAACUGGUUCAUUCGAUAAUCGCAGCUCAUGGUUGCAUACAGAUCCGACCGAUUCACCAAUAUAUAAUACAAGCGUUGGAAUAAACAUGGCUCAACUUAAUCAGACAAUUCAAUGCAACAGUGUUCCGGAAAAGGUCCAUCAGAAGUCUACCAAUGAUAUCACUAAUCAUUCAUUCAUCGAACAUGGGUCAGUCAUCCAUCAAUUUGAUCAAAUUGAUAUCAGUACCAACCCACCCUACGAUAGUCAAAACUCUGAAGCUGAGGACAUCCAAUCGAACUACUUGUCCUAUAAUCCUAUGAACGAGAUCAAUCAAAACAACGGUCAAAUCUCUCAAGGAAAUGAUACCAGCAUAGUUGUAGAUAUGACCUCAGUCGAUGGUGCAGCACAGUUUUCAACAGAUAGACGUGCGGUUCUUAAGACAGUUGGAAUUGAUUUACUCAUUCAAGAAUUGAAAAAAAAAUUCGUCGGAGUACCUGAGUUUGACUUGGUAGAAAGUGUAAUGGAUGUACGUAAAUUGUACAACAACACACUGUCUGGAAUGCGUGUAGCGGAGAUUAUACGAGAAUCUGAACCAUUCAUAAGGCAGCGCCAAGUCAAGCAUUUUGCAGACUACAUGCGAGCACAGCAGGCCAUACGGUCAGAAGGGUUGCAAGUAUCACCAAACAGACGUAGUGAGCCCAACUCACGUUCGUCAACAGCACCAGAACAACCGAGGAACAUGAAAAAAUUACUCCAGAAUAAAACCAAAAAGCUGGUAAAUUCGUCGACCAAAGUGGCGCAAGUCGCGCCGAUUAUUAAGAAGCCAGCUUGGAGACCUGUUACAUCUGGACUGAUUAAUUGGGUGAAAAACGAAGAAGAUUCAGAGUGUAUCAUUUGUUUCGAAAAUAUGAACGCACUUGACGAGAAGGCUCCUGUUUAUGCCUUGCCAUGCCAGCAUUCUUUUCACCACGCGUGCAUAAAGAAAUGGCUGGGUGAGGUAAGCGUUUGCCCGAUUUGCAAAAUGCAUUGUACUAUGGAUGAUGAAUUUCCUCCAUUGCCUUUGUAGCUUUACAAACCAAGUACUUUUACACAGAUAUUAAGACGAUACCAAAUAUUUGUUAAGAUAAGUUAAAUGAAUAUUGACUACGUACAAUGGUACAAACACAAUGUUCUGUAAGCAUUCCAAGCAUAUUUUUUUGUAAUAAAUACAUUUCAUGUUA
Messenger RNA from Athalia rosae (coleseed sawfly), 6076 nucleotides. RefSeq lists its product as uncharacterized. Bases 877 to 5922 code for a protein of 1681 amino acids. The transcript is spliced from 16 exons. NCBI's taxonomy places the organism in Eukaryota, Metazoa, Arthropoda, Insecta, Hymenoptera, Athaliidae. The record is from RefSeq and is a predicted model, not a curated record.